Molecule: messenger RNA, 8724 nt
Organism: Haemorhous mexicanus (house finch)
Lineage: Eukaryota; Metazoa; Chordata; Aves; Passeriformes; Fringillidae
Gene: C6H11orf16
Product: chromosome 6 C11orf16 homolog
Exons: 7
Coding region: 2394-4166 (590 amino acids)
Source: RefSeq, a predicted model, not a curated record
UGCCAAAAGAAAGGAUAAUUUAAUUUAAAACAGAAAAAUAGAGUAGGGUAGGAGCUCUCUGAAGCACAGUUACUGAACAUAGGAAGACCAUAAAGUUUUGUGAGUGCUGCUCCAUCAUUUUCUUAUUAGUGAAUAUUUUAACCACAUUGAAAACUUCUUGACAUUGCAUAAUUUCUAUUGAAAACUGGAUUCUUGUACAGAUGGCAGUGCCCCUAAAAAUUACUAGGACUGUUUACAAAAUACACAGUAUAAAGAGGGCUGGCAAGGUUUUGGCCAUCAGCAUAAAAAUAACCUGCAAUAGAAAUUUUUUUUUGACUUUGAUAAUGGUUGAGGUCUGGAGUGGUCUUCCCCAGCCUCCCAGUCUGUGCCUCUGUACUGCUGAUGGUUUCAGUUAAGUGUUAUAAAAUAGAACUGUGUGAAGAUGAUUAAGAGAGUUUAGCUCAAAACCAAUAAAAUGUCUUAACAUUUACUUUGUGUAAGGGAAUCAUUGAUGCUAAAUAAUUCUGCUGACAGCAUGAGAGCUUGUAGGCUGUCUGUGCAGCAGAAUGUACAAAAAAAUGGUUACAGACUUCACAAGUGAUGAAUCUUCCCUAACUGCACUUAUCCCACCCUGUUACAUUAUUUCUGUAGCAGUGAGUUCAAACAUGCCUAAAAAAAGGCAAUAAAGUAUUCCAAGCACCCCCUUCCCCCAAAAAACCACAAAUGAAACUAACCAAACAAAAAAUCAACAAAUGUCAACUCUUUGUCUUUCUUUUAAGAAGGAUGUGAAAAUUAGGGAUCUCAGCAGAAAUUAACAGGUAGGUUUCUGUGUUACAAUAUGACAUAUUUUUGAUAGGCACUUUGUAAGAGAGGGGUACAAUUCAUUAAUCCUUCCCCUUUAUUGUGAAAGGAGAAAGUUGUAAAUUGAUUUGACCUUGGUUUGUCUCAGCUUCAACCUUUCUGUGCACAUUUCAAACAUGUUUAUUUGUCACACCCUGUGGUGGUGAGCUUUUUAAAAAAAUUUUCCUUAACCUGCACUGCAACUUCAAUGCUGUUUUUUGCCCUGCAAUCAUAGGCAGAAGCCUAGAGGACACUGAGCUCUCUUAAAAUUCCUUCCCUGUGGUGCAGGAGAUCCAUGGGGAGUUGAAAAUAGAGCAAAUGUGUGGCAGUCAAAUGGUCCUCUCUGAAGUCAUGUUCUGCUGGGUUUUAACCAGUCAGGUCAGGAUGUCCAAUCCUGGGAGUAACAGCUGUGGCAACCUCCUUAGCAACUGGGAAACACUGGCAGCAAAAGGCUCCCUGUGUCCAACAGGAAAAAGGGUGACAUUUCUGCAUUCAGACUAAAUCCAAAUGGUGUACUGUUUCCAAUAGCAGGUAAGUCUAAAAUACUGCUGUGCCUUUGUCAGUGCACUGUUGUGUGUAGAAACAGGGGUGAUAAAAUGUGCUUUAAUGUAGAAGUGAUGGUUGCCUUUCUUUGCAAAGUAUUACUGAUUCUGUCUUGUUUUGGUUUGUAACAGCAGUUUGUGCAGUCGUGAAAUAAAUUGUUAUAUUGUGUUGAUUUCUUGACUUUAAAUAUGAAUUUUGUAGCAGUUAAUCCACUCUUCUUGCUGGGUUUGCUGUGCUAGUUAUCUAAAAUUAUGUAUCUAUCUGGGAGUCUCCAUAUAAAAUACUUCCAGAUCAUAUUUCUUAGGUAAGAGACAAAACAUCAUGUAAACACGAGUGCCUAAACUGCAUUUUGUAAAAUAAAUUAAGCGCUUAAAUUUUAUAGGUUGUUGAGUUUACAUGCAAAUGUUAUCAUAAGUGUUUCUAAGCAAUAUUUAAAAAGAAAAAGAUUAAUGGAAGCUUGUCUACUACAUCUUUUGAAAUUACCAGAGAUAGCAUCACAUCAUUGAUCUUACUGUGACAGCCUCUGAAUAGUUAUCACUUGUCACAUCUGAGCAUCUCAUUCUUUCUUGUUGCAAGCCAUAAUCCUACUGUUAAUAAAAAGUGACAGGGCAGCUGAAAGAUCAAAAUAUUUCCUCUUAAUGCAUCAUUAUAAAUAAAUAACAGGGAAAUGUAAUCUAACAUCAAGUUCAAAACCUGUCACGUUUACUCAGCUUGUCAACUUCAGCUAUAAUUUCUAUCUCAGCUUGUAAAACAGGGAAGGUUUGGCUGGGUCUCUACAAGAAAGCUUUAAAGGAAGAAUGUAAGUGUAAGAAAAGAGAGCUGGAAACAAAGAGGGAAACAAAUGUUGGAGGGAGGUGAAAUUUAUUAUUUUCCUGGGGAUUUUCACAGCAUUUGUAGUUUCCUUGAGCGUUUCUGCCCCUUUUCCAGGUUAGGAUUUACGUGAGUGAAGAUCACUGAAGUCAGUCAUGUGGGCUCAUCUGGCCAAGUGCCAGUCUGAAUAUUUUGAAUUCAGUGUUUUUAAACAAAAAUAAAUGAUUAAUCAAAAUUACUGGGUUCUUGAGGUACACAGGCCAGCACUUGCUUAUUGUCUCUUUUCUUCAACAGGUCACGACCGAGUCCUGCAGGCAGCACCUUUUUCAAGUAUGGCUCAUUUGGAAAGGUCCCUGCCCAGGGGUCACAGGUAUUGCAGUGUGAGGCCAGCUUUGGACAAGCUUUCAUGUUCCACUGUCAUAUCCACAGUUAAUCCCUGCUGCAGGAGCUCUUUUGUUGUGUACCCUGCCUGGAUCACUGAGCACCUCGCCCCCCAGAGGUGCCAAUGGAUCAGCCACUGCCUCCCUUCCCCUGGCCCAGAAUGGAAGAGCCUGGGUAAAUCAGGGGGCACAGACGUGCCUGUGCUGGCUAGAGGGGAGCAAGAUGGAUUUUAUUACCCUGCUACAGUAAAAGAGGAGAUAGAGAGUGAAAGAGGCAUGUUCCUGGUAGAGUUUGCCAAACCACUUGUGUCACGUGGAAGGCAUGCAGUGUGUGUGCAGAAAACAGCAUGGGGUGACAUCCUGGACUAUGUGAAUGGGAUGAAGCACUCCUUGCUCCCUGGAGACAGAGUGCUGGCACCCUGGGAGCCAGAUAGGGCCAGGUAUGGCCCAGGAACUGUCCUCAGAGGCAUUGAGACAAGGGAUCCCUUACAAGCCUCAGAAGAUGAAGAAAUUACAGUUCAGUUCUGGAAUGACAAGCAAGUGAAACUCCCCCAUGGUGUGGCUCUGUGGAUCCCCCCUAGCCUGUGGGAGAGGAUUGUGGAGAUGAUCCACAUGCCCUUCACCAGCAGGGUGAAGCCCAGACCAAGCCAGGACUCUAACUCUUGUGUUUUUCCCUGCAGUCCUAAGGCAGCCCUGAUUCCUGCUUGUGCUCUGUGUAGCCUUGCCAAGCACUGCUUGCUCUGCUCUCCCUGCUGGCCACAUUUCCAUCACCACUGUGCUGGUGGUAUCUGCUGUUCAUCAGCCUGGGUAAGGUGCAGCUGCUGCUGCCAUCCCUGUGCUGCUGCCUGGUGGCCUCUUCCCUCCAGGUCUCUGCUCUUUCAGGACAAAGCUGAAGAGGCAGAGUCCAACAGUGAGCUCUCUCCAGGCUUUCUAGAACUGAAAUGCAUGAAACAAGGAGAAGCUGCAGCUGUGGCAACAUCUUCUCUCUCUUCUGAUUCAGAGAGGGACCUGAAGGCAUCCCCCACUAAGGGUACUGUGGGGGACAGUGUUGUUAACACAGGUUCCAGCUGUCUUGAAAAGCCCAGGCUAAAGAAUUCUGCAAGACCUGAUGGGGUAUACUGGGAAAGAAGCCACCACGAGUCCCAUUCCAGUAAUUCAGGACCUGGAAGUUGUACAAAGGGCCAGCUGGAAUCCAAAGCCAUCUCCACUGAGGACAUGUCCAGUGUGGCCCUAGCUCAGCAGAGUGCAGUGUUUGAAACCACUGAGCAGACUCCCAGAGGGCAACUCAUGAUGAAAAAAAUCCUAAGAGGCCAAGAUUUCAAGCCAUCAUUGAGGGAAGAAGGCUUUGCAGCAUCAGAACAAAGAUACAAAGCAGCAUCAGAUGAUAAAUGUGAAGCCACUUGUGUUGGAGAUGACAAACCUGAUGUUACAGACCCUGCCAGAGCUCACUUGCAGCAAAGCAGAGAGAGACAUGAUCAACCAGAAUUUGGUACAUGUACAACUGAUCAAGUUCAGGGGCUGAAAUUUCAGGUCUCUGGAGAGAGCCACAGAAAUUCAUCAAAGCAGUUUCUGUUUGUAGAAAGCCAGGAGGAAUGGAGAAACAAUACAACCUGACAGCUGAAAGAUAUUUUUUUGGGUUUAAAGCACAAGCAAAAGUAGCCAGAGGCUAAAGGACCUACUACUGUAGAUACAAACAACAAAAUGAUUAGCAUUCAAGCCACUGAUUUUUAUAUUCUGAUGAAAAUGAAUGGAAACCAUGGAAAUACUAUCAGCUACAGGAAGAUGACAGACCAAAUCACUAAUUCUAAACAUGGAAUCUGGUCCUUUGGCAAAGUUAAGCAUCCAGGGAGUUUUGUUAGUGGGACUGCUCAUGUUUAAAGCAUAUGAACUUGGCCAUAAGCUGCAGUGUGCAGUUGCUCAGCAGUAAAUUGGAUAAUUUAGGGUACCCCACAGCCCUCAGAAAAGGGGUUUAGCAUGGUCUGCAAAGAGACAGAACCUGAAUCAAUAGCUCAUGUGCCUAGACUGAACACCUGACACAUAUUUCAGCACAUUUCUGAGUUGGGGUUCUAGGUAGGGAAUUUCAUUUGUAUUUCAUUUCUUUAUCAGCCUAGUAACAGUACAGAUAGGGGAGUGGCUUCUGAGCCAGCUGCUCCAAAAUCAGUGCUAGCCUACAGAAGCUAAUGUACACCCAUAUUUACACCACAUGGAUCAUGCUUUCUGGUCAACACUGUGACAUGGAAGUUCUCUCUGAGGAUGAUACAAAAGAAGCUGCCAUCAGUAAGGCUUGAUCAUAUAUUUUAUUUCACUGAUUGUAUCUUUAAUUGUUUAGAGCAGAAGAAUCUGGAAUUACACAGUCACAUAAUUGGAUUUAAAAGGCACACAAUGUACAAAUAUUUAUAAAAAUCAAUGUACAAAGUGGGCUGCAUAUAAUUGCAUUAACUAGGAAACAAAUAUACAGGCCAUAAAAAUGGAGUCCCAGAGAGGAAGCUACUAUUAAAGUGCUAACAAGAAAAAGAUAUUUAUAGCUCAUUACACACAUUAAAAAGAGCCUCAUGUUUUAUUCCUGCUGUUGCCAGGAAACAACAAAUAUCACAGGACAAAAGUUAAAUCAACACUUUGUCCUGCAUUGACAUCUACUACAUGGGUUUGUUCCACCAUGUCUUCUGAGAUUGCUGUGACAGAAUAGAUGCCAGGAGAAACUUCAAUGUAGAAAUCUUUGGAAGGUCUUCUGGGCUUUAAGAAAAAAUAAAAAAAGAAAAAAAAGCUAUGUUAUUGUUAGUUAUUCUAGGUUUCCCAAAAAAACCACCCUGUGUCUGGGUAAAAAAACAAAAGCACAUUCAGCUGCUAUAUAAAUAUAUUAAGAGUUUUCUAAAUAUAUGGAAGGCAGUGCAAACAAAACUGUAAAAUGUUUCUGUCAGUACAAAAAUUAGCAAGUGCCAUACUCAAAGUAUUCCAGCUAAUGUUUCAAUUGGUGGAGAUAAUCACUGUGCUGUAAUUUACGUCUUACAAAACUGAAAUUUACCAACUUAGACAGUUCUGAACAUAAGCCUGGGAAUUCCUGUCCCUAUACCAAAGGUGCUCUCACUAAUUAAUAGUGUGGUACAGAUUCAAUGUUUCUCAUCUUUUGUGGCUUAGAAGUUCCUGAAAUUGAUUUGCUGAGGUGUUAGGCUUUGAAAAAUAAAACCAGUUUUCUUCUCCUUGAGAAACAGGAGUCUUCAGAGAGCCUGUGGGAGGGCCAAGUGCAAGAAUGCCACAAUCUGCUUUCUAACUAAUUGUGCAAGUCUCUGUAUGGCCAUUUGACUGCCUAUACAUAUAUUAUAAUUGUGAGUGCACCACUGGUUAAUCUGCUGUGCCAUCAAGGUCUCCAGAUCUGUCACAAUUUGUAGCCAGCUUGAUUCAAAAUGAUAAAAGAAGUGCUAGCAAAUACCUCCACAUAAAACCAAAGUAUUCUAAACACUUACCCUUUGCUGGCAACUUUGAGCUUGGCUGGGUUCUAUAGAAUCUUCAGUCCCCUGGAAAGAAAAAAUUAUUUUCUGUUGAUCCAGCACACAGUGCAAAUCCAGGCCAAGAGAGGGGAAGCUUUAGGUGCAUGAAGUUUUCCCCUCCACAAAAGGAUGGAUAGGACACUGACUGGUGCCACAAGAAGUGACCCUGCCUUCCCCCAACCCAACACAGGCUUGGCUCAGUCCAGGUGUUUUUAUGUCAUAAGGUCAACCUACAUCCAUGAGUGUGAGUGUCACAGACAUCAGGUGGAUAACAAAUGCCCCACAGCAAGGGAAGGAAUAACCUUUAAUCAAAACCAGAAGUACCUACUUACCUCUUCUUCUGUGGGAUCCAUCUUUCUUUCUACUGACUUGCCAUGGUAUUUGCAGAAGUGUUUGAUUUCAUUCUCUUUGCACUUGUUGGUUGCCAUAGCCCCAUAGCACUUCUGGACAGCAACAGAAACAGAAAAUAUCAUGUGGGAGGUAUCAAACCAUACUUGCAGCCACUGCAGAUUUACAAUUGAAAGUAAAUAUUAAUAAUACCCAAAUACUGAUGCUGUGUACUAAUUGGCUGGUUUGUUCUCUAUGGGGGUGAAAACAAUGCUUGUACCUCCAAAGGCCACCUGCCUUCUGCUACAGGACUCUCUCAGGCAGGCCUGAUUUUGUGUUCAAAAUAUGUAGGGCAGGGACUCUGAUACCUCAGAACUGAAUUCAUGAAAAUGUCAGAAGGAAUAAGUACUCUGGAAGUGCCUGCCUGAUCAGGCUGGUCAAGAAAAGCCCUGGUGGAAGAAGGCAUAGUUUGUGGGUCCUUAAGAGGACAUGUAUGCAAGACAGGUGCUCUGCAAGCCAGUCAGUGAAGAUGGGUUCUGCAGGCCAUGUGCAGCAGCAGUGCUCUAAAAGCAGAACAUGUUAAAACUGAAAAAUGAGUCAGUAAAGAAGCUGAAGUGUCUUCAAGGCUGGUACCAUUUCCACAGCAGUUUUGGGAAGUGUAUUUAAGCACACAGCAGCCUUCUUCUGGUUGCACUGCACAUGUGCUGGCAUCUUCCCCACUGCAAAUUAAACUCUUGAGUACAGCUCUGCUGCCAUCUGUUGUCACCACAGAACUCCUCCCAAGGUUACCUUUUUGAUCACAGGGACCAAAAAGAUCCAAAAUAUCUCUUAUUUCACUGGUGUUUCUCUUGUCCCUGUCAAGACUAAAUGUAACAAAAUUAGGGCAAAUAGAAAUUCCUAUUUCCAGAUCUACUGCUGUCCUGUAUUCCUUGAGCUUGUGCACAAAUCAACAGAGCUGGUUGCUUGUAUUGCAGUUUUUGUGAGGCUACAAAAUAUAUUAGAUGCUCUGACCUGGUGCAUAAUGCUUCACAGAGCAUCUCUUACAUGGAUGGCACAGAGCAAAGAAAUGAAAUCCAACUUUUGGUGAGAAAUGGGUAAAUUUUGAUCCCUUAGCAGCCCCAAACAUCUCUUCUUAAACUACAAAUUUGUUUUCAUUCAAGUGCAUAAAUGAUUGUGUUCGGUUGUGGAUUUUUAUUUGCACUUUGUAAAAUUUACCCAUGAAAUUAUGGGUCUGACAUUUCCCCCCUUUUAUAACUCUUCUUCUCCACAGAAAUGACUGAAGCAGUACAGUCUUGGCUGAUGCAUAAAUGUGGAAGUCAUCCAUUGCUUGUUCCAACUUUAAUACUCUUAACAGGGCACAAGACAGACCCAAAGAAUAAUUUAGGUUGGAAGACACCCUUAGCAUCCUAGAGUGAAACUGUAAACCUAGCACUGCCAAAUCACUGGUAAGGAUGAGCCUCACUACAUUUGUUUUGUCUUGUGUGAAACUCUAUUCUGCCCCAGUUGUUCUAGGAUUAACUGCUUACUGUGUAUGUAGUGCUUUGAAAUUAUAAAGGAGUUGCUUAAGAGCUAAUCACUUGGGGUGUUGGAGUACUGUUUUCUCUAAUUUAAUUACAGACUUGGGCUCUGUAUUAGCCCUGCAGGCAGUGAGCUCCCUGCUGAGUUAGCACAACAGAUCCCUAAGGGCACAAACUGAAUUCUCAGAGUUUGGUGCAGUACUGGGCUGCAGGGCUGUGCUCACAGGGAGGGGCUGGCAGAGGUUGGCUCCAGUCUGCCCACCCAGCAGAGCAGUGACACCUGCCAGCCAGAGAACAGUGGAGCUGUGCACCUGCACACCAAACCUCUCCAUUUCUGCUCAGCACACACAAAGAGCUGAGCCCACACUCCUUACCCAGUAGCAACAUCCCAAAUCCAGUUUGGCCUGGUUUUGUCUGGGAUAGAGCAAGUUUUCCUCCUAGCAGUUGGCAGAGUGCUGUGUUCUGGAGUUAGCAGAGUACAGUGUCGAUAACAAAGUGGUGUUUUGGUUAUUGCUGAGUAGUGCUCACCCUAAGCCAAGGACUGUUCACAUGCUCUGCCAGUGGGGAGCUGCACAAAAAGCUGGGAGGGAGCAGGGCUGUGACAGCUGACCCAAGCUAGCCAAAAGGAAAUUCCAUAGCAUAGAAUGCCAUGUAUAUGAACAGGGAGAGUUGUCUGAGGGGCUGACUGCUGCCUGGGCACUGGGUGGUGAUCAACUGUAUUGUACAUUACUUGUUCUUCCUGGGUUUUAUUUCUCUCUCCCAUCUUCAUCGCAAUUAUUACUGUUAUUAUAAUUUGUAUUUUCAUAUUUUACUUUGUUUCAAUUAAUAAACUGUUCUUACCUC